This is a messenger RNA of Orbicella faveolata, 2256 nucleotides long. RefSeq names its product dol-P-Man:Man(7)GlcNAc(2)-PP-Dol alpha-1,6-mannosyltransferase-like. Lineage: Eukaryota; Metazoa; Cnidaria; Anthozoa; Scleractinia; Merulinidae. The record is from RefSeq and is a predicted model, not a curated record. Gene Ontology annotation, biological process: protein N-linked glycosylation. Gene Ontology annotation, molecular function: alpha-1,6-mannosyltransferase activity. Gene Ontology annotation, cellular component: endoplasmic reticulum membrane.
UAAAAAUACAAAUAUUUAUGCAGGGGACGAGGCUGGUUUUGUCCCCAGUACUGCACCCAAAAGCGACCGGGGAAAAGAGGAAAAAUGAAAUGCGAAAAAAAAAUAAUAACAACCCGAAAAGCCUAACAAAAAAUUCACUUUUGGCAAAAAGCGAAUUUUGGCUAAAAGCAAAAAGCGGCGGGAGUCAAUGGGUUAAUCUAGUGACCAAAUUUUUCGAAAGAUGAGUCUUUUUGUGAUAAAUUGGGUAAAUCAAUCCAAAACAACUGAAAAACGCCAGGAAUUCUGCAAAAUUUGGAUUUGAGGGGUUUUUUUUAUGUGUAUUCAUAACCAGUCCCUUGGCCUUUACGCGAUCCUCAUCCCAGUCUCCCACUGGCCAGCAUCCCAAUCCAACAUGGCGGCAGAUUUCUAUUUUGUGUUACUUUUCGUUGUGUUUUGUGUCCAUUUAUUCAUUUGCCCGUUUACCAAAGUAGAAGAAAGUUUUAAUAUGCAAGCAACGCACGAUAUACUGUACCAUGGAACAAACAUUAGAGAGUAUGAUCAUUUGGAGUUUCCUGGUGUUGUACCUAGAACUUUCCUUGGUCCACUUGCUGUCUCCUCUUUUGGAUAUCCCAUUGUCAUGCUUCUUAAGGCUGCAAACACAUCAAAAUUAUGCGUGCAGCUUGCAGUGCGCUUUUGUCUUGGAUUGCUUUCCCUGCUCGCCUUUUCAAAGUUCAGGAGCUCUGUUUCACUCAGGUUUGGAAAGGAUGUUGGAAACUUCUUAGCGGUCAUUACUGCUACACAGUUUCACUUUUUGUUCUACAUUUCAAGACCACUACCAAACAUCUUUGCUCUUAUUUUAGUGCUUUUUGCUUUCCAGUACUGGCUUGAUCAUUGUCAUUCAAAAUUUAUUUGGACUUCAGCAUUUGCCAUUAUCAUCUUUCGAUCGGAGCUGUGCAUUUUACUGGGUCUAAUUUUACUAUUGGAGCUUGUAACGAGACGUCUAUCUCUACUCAUAGGAUUCUGUCACGCAGGUCUGGCAGGCAUUAGUGCUUUAGCCCUAACUGUUUCUGUGGAUUCAUUAUUUUGGAGAAGGUUCCUGUGGCCUGAAGGAGAGGUGCUGUGGUAUAACACAAUACAGAACAAAAGCUCAAACUGGGGUACAUCUCCUUUCCUUUGGUAUUUCUACUCUGUUCUUCCCAGAUGUUUGUUAUUUGGCCUCGUUCUAGUCCCUCUGGGGCUGUGGAGGGACAGGAGGACCUGGACACUAGCUGCACCAUGUGUUGGUUUUGUGUUCCUAUAUUCAUUUCUUCCUCACAAAGAACUUCGUUUUAUUAUUUAUGUCAUUCCUGUGUUUAAUGCAGUUGCAGCCUGUGGAUUGAGCUUCAUAAACAAGAAUGAAGCCAAAUGGAGGUCAUUUGUGUCCCUUGGGAUCAAAGUAAUUACUUGUGGGGGACUCCUCAGUAACUGUUUGGUUACAGGAUUGCUGCUGUUGAUAUCCCAUAAUAAUUACCCUGGAGGAGUGGCAUUGCAAAGACUUCACAAGCUGCUGGAGAACCAUACAGAACCGUGCCAUGUUCAUAUUUCUGUUGCUGCAGCUCAAACUGGCAUUUCUCGGUUUGGAGAAAUUAAUCCAUUAUGGAGGUAUUCCAAAACGGAAGGUCUGAUGGAAGGAGGCCCUGAAAUGCUGGUCUUCUCACACCUUCUGACCGAACCACCCUGCAUCAGAAUGGAGCGCUCGCAUUUACUACUGGACAAAGUGGAAGGAUUCGACAGAAUGGCAUUUAAUUUUAAACGUUUUCCUUUUGUUUUUCCAGUCAUGUCGACUAAAAUUUGUAUUCUGGAAAGACGGAACUGGAGAAAACCUGACAAAGAAAGGACGUGAACUUUCAUGUGAAAAUGUAGCUGAAGGGUGUGUAGAGUUAGGAAGCAGAACGAUUUAGCUUUUGGGCCUGAAAUAGAAACUAAAUAAUAUAUUAGAAUUUAUCUACAAUGUCGGCUUGUAGGUUAAUUUGCAAAAGAGGAGAUGACCCCAUUUCACGGCUUUCUACUGUUAAUUUAUAAUGCAUGGAAUGAUCAGUCAUUGUAGGAAAACCUUAAGACAAAACUACAUGGACAAUCAGUGUGCUAAAAAGCGCUAGAACGAAGAAGAGCUAUUGCUUUUCAAAUUCAUGAAUGUUAAUCCAUCGCGAGCCCCACUCCUCCCUUGCAGGUAUUUGCCGUGAAAUUAAAUUUAACAAAAUUACUAAAUGAUUUAAGAUGAAGACAACAGAACUUGAA